Microthlaspi erraticum is the source of this 939-nucleotide messenger RNA. The record is from the annotation of a GenBank genome assembly. NCBI's taxonomy places the organism in Eukaryota, Viridiplantae, Streptophyta, Magnoliopsida, Brassicales, Brassicaceae.
AUGCCAAACCUAACAAGUUUAGAGUUUGAGGCGUUGGAUAUCUCCGGGGAUAAUUAUCUCGCGUGGGCACUAGAUGCCGAAAUCCACCUCAGUGCAAAAGAGCUUGGUGAAACAAUCAAGGAAGGGAAUAAGGCUGAAUCUAAGGAUAAGGCAAAAGCAAUGAUAUUCCUUCGCCAUCACCUCCACGAAGGUCUCAAGAGUGAGUACCUGAAUGUGAAAGAUCCACAAGUCCUUUGGACUAGUUUGAAAGAGAGGUAUGAUCACCAGAAAACUGUGAUCUUACCUAGAGCUCGUUAUGAUUGGACACAUCUGAGACUCCAGGACUUUAAGUCUGUAAGUGAGUACAACUCAGCAUUGUUCAAGAUUACCUCCAAGUUGGAAUUAUGUGGAGAGAAAGUCACGGAUGCUGAUAUGUUAGAGAAGACAUUCUCUACAUUUCAUGCAAAUAAUGUUGUCCUGCAGACACAAUACCGUGAAAAGGGAUUCCAGAAGUAUUCCCAGUUGAUAUCUUGCCUUCUUGUGGCAGAGCAAAAUAAUGAGCUGUUGAUGAAAAAUCAUGGAAAGAACAAAACCACAGAUGGACAAGGCCACAUCCGUGGUCGAGGUCGUGGUGGACGGGGUCGUGGCUAUGGUCGUGGACGUGGAAGAGAUUUUGGUGUACGUCAAAGAGGUUCGUUUAAGAACGCACGCUCUCACCAAAAUCAGGAAAACAAAGGUGGUAACAAACAAGUAACACAAGGGAAUGCAUGUUACCGCUGUGGAGGAAAUGACCAUUGGGCUCGUUUGUGCCGUACACCAAAACACCUUGUUGGUCUUUAUCAACAAGCUGUUAAGGAAAAGGGAAAGAAUGUGGAAACAAACUUGGUGUACGAAGAUGGUGAAGCAACUCACAUGGAGAUUGCUGAUAUUCUCGCCCCUGAAGGGAAUAUGAGAAUUUAA